This is a messenger RNA of Dictyostelium purpureum, 708 nucleotides long. RefSeq lists its product as uncharacterized. The transcript is spliced from 3 exons. The coding region runs from base 1 to 708 and encodes 235 amino acids. The record is from RefSeq and is a predicted model, not a curated record. Lineage: Eukaryota; Evosea; Eumycetozoa; Dictyosteliales; Dictyosteliaceae. Gene Ontology annotation, cellular component: cytoplasm.
AUGGAGGGCAAAAUAAAUAAUAUUGUUAAUAUUUUAGCAGAUAAUAUAAUAAAGGAAUACAAUGGGAGUAAAAAAGAUAGUAAAUUUUUAGUGUCAUUAUCAGGACCACCAGGAGUAGGUAAAAGUACAAUUUCAGAAAAACUAGUAGAAGAAUUAAAUAAUAGAUUAUCAGAUGACAAAAACAAUAAUAAUAAUAAUAAUAAUAAUAAUAAUAAUAAUAAUAAUAAUAAUAAUAUUGCAGCUAUUGUAACAAUGGAUGGAUAUCAUUUAGAUAAUAACAUUUUAAUUAAGAGAAAUCUAUUGCCCAGAAAGGGUUCACCACCAACUUUUGACUGUUUAGGGUUUUUAAAUAUUUUAGAAAGAUUAAAGACCAAUGAUCAAGAUGAUGAUAUUUUCAUACCAACAUUCGAUAGAGCCUUAGAUAAAUCAAUUAAUGCUUCAUCUUUUAUUAAUAAUAAUAAUAAACUAUUAAUUGUAGAAGGAAACUAUUUAUUAUUAAACGAAAAGUUAUGGUGUAAAUUAAAAGAUUUAUUUAACUAUUCAAUCUUCAUAAAUGCAAAUAUGGGCGAUUUAGAGCAAAGACUCAUAAAAAGAUGGAUAGAUCAUGAUUAUGAUCUCGAGUCGGCCACCAAGAAAGCUCUUAAUAACGAUAUACCAAAUGCAAAGUUAGUAUUAGAAAAUUCAAAUUUACAAAAUCCAAAUCAUUGA